CGGACGUAGGAAGGGUUGCGCGCACCUCGCAUCCGGUCUCACGCGUCGCGACUGCGGAUCAACUUUUCAGCAUAUUGCAGCGGCUAAUUGAAUGGGUCACGCGAACGAUUUUUUUCUAAGGUCCACUGUCGUUUCCUGCGUCGUGGUGCAGCCGAUUUCUCGACGGCGCCGAGUCGAUGUUGAUGACGAUGUCGAGCUGAUGUCGCACCGCAUGAGAAUCGAAAUAUAUUGAGCAGUUCAUCGUGGGGGAUAAUCCCGGUAACCGACGAACAAUCACAGAUAAAUUGGGACAUAAAAAUGAGAAUGGAAGAGUGGUGACGUGGCCAUCAAUCGCGGUCAAAACGUUCAAUUAUUGCUAAACGGUGCAAAAACCCAUUGUGUUUCUUCAGGAGGUGAAAAAAAAAUAACAGAGGAGCGGCAAGGAAACCGCCGCGCGUUUGAUUUUCAUAUAACAAAAGCCAUUUUCGCUUAUCUGUUGCCGCGAAAGGACCGGGAACGGCGUAGGAAUCUGCAUCUGCAUUUAGAAAGCUUUUAUCAGUCCGACAUCGCGUCAGAUGUGAUCUUACAACGUUCGCUUUAACCGCGGCGGCUCCUCGUCCCGUGUUUACUUAAAAUAAAUAGGAAUUUACGGGUGUGCGGCGAUUUAAUCGGCGGGCCGGGCUGGGGCGCGCGGCGAAAGUGAAUUCGGGGGAGUAAUGCGGCCUUGCGGUCCUCAUAACUGCCACGAAUAAACAUUCAUUUGGUAUAAUAAAGGCAGUGACCCCGGAGCAGAUUACGCGACGAAAUGAAGCGGCGCAAUUUAGCAUCCGCCGCCCACUCCCACACCCACACCCACAGCCACAGCCACAGCCACUCGCACGGCCAGGGCCACGGCCACGCUGCUCACCCGUCCUCUUCCUCAUCUUCUGGAUGCGAGGGGAAAAAAUCGCCGAGCUCUUGGCCCCUGUACAGCUUAGUGAGCACCGUCGCCGUCGCUUGCUACUUGAACGGUCUUAAUGGCGAUUUCGUGCACGAUGAUAUCCCUGCAGUGACUUUUAAUAAGGACGUUCUGGCAAUCAACCCCAUUAGCCAUGUCUUCGCCAACGAUUUUUGGGGCACGCCGAUGGCCGACGUUGCCAGCCACAAGUCCUACAGGCCCCUCACCGUUCUCACCUUCAGGGCGAACUACGUCAUGUUCGGAUUGCAGCCGACGUGGUUCCACACGACGAACGUGGUGCUGCACGCAGCCGCCUGCAUCUUGUUCACCAGGGUGUGUCUGUGCGUGGCGGGACUGAGGCCGCCCUUCGCCACCCUCGCCGGCCUGCUCUUCGCGGCGCACCCCAUCCACACCGAGGCGGUUACUGGAAUAGUUGGACGUGCUGAUGUCCUGGCUUGCGUAUUCUUCCUGGUCUCCCUUCUGGCCUACCAUGGGCAUCCGGACGGCAAGUGUCACAUCUGGAUUAGCGCCGCGCUCGGCGGCCUCAGCAUGCUGGCGAAAGAGACCGGAGUCACGGUGUUUCUACUUAAUUUGGCUUAUGACUUCUACUUACAUUGGCCCAGCAUAAAAAGGACAAUGGUGGAAGUUAAAUGGAAUGCCGAAACACUGCAAUUCGCAAAUAGGGCAGCGAAGAUUUUGACAACGUUUGGAAUUUUGCUCGCCGUACGUCUGGCACUUUUACAAGGUUCGUUGCCCAAGUUUUCUCAGCAGGAUAAUCCGACGGCCUUCCAUCCAUCACUGUAUGUAAGGGUCCUCACUUUUGGGUACUUGGCAGCGUUUAACUGGUGGCUGCUCCUGUGUCCUGCCACGUUGUCCCACGACUGGCAAAUGGGCUCGGUGCCGCUGGUGACGUCGAUAAGUGAUUCCCGGAAUCUAGUCACGUGCUUUUUCUUCGGACUCACUUUCUUGUUGGCCGUAAAAAGUUUAUCGGACUUUGAGAACCAAAGGCAUGUUCCAAUUGUUUUAGGAUUAAUGCUCCUUGUGUUGCCUUUUUUGCCCGCCACGAAUUUAUUAGUUACUGUUGGUUUCGUGGUGGCGGAGAGAGUUCUCUACAUUCCCAGCUUGGGCUUCAUAUUGCUGGUGGUGUACGGGGUGCAGACGAUGUGGCACACGUGCACCAACCACAGGCAGACCAUCAUAUUUUUUAUAAUGUUAACGUUAACGGCGAGUAGUUUACGGACAGCGCUAAGGAACAAGGACUGGCGGUCCAGGGAAUCCUUGUUAAGGGCCGGGCUAAUGACGUUGCCGCACAACGCCAAGAUGCAUUACAACUACGCGAACUUCCUGCGAGACUCAGCCAGGCCCGAAUUAGCCAAAGCUCAUUACCAUAAUGCUUUGAAUCUGUGGCCGACGUAUGCGAGUGCACACAACAAUUUGGGAACACUUCUCGAAGACAAACAACAAGCGGAGCAGCAUUUUCUCGCCGCCAUACGUUAUUCAGGGGAUCACGUGAACGCCCACUACAAUUUGGGGCAGCUCUACAGGAAAACAAAUCGUUCCCACGACUCGGAGAAAAUGCUGAAGAAGUGCAUCAAGAUCGAACCCAGAUUCACUGCGGCCUACAUUGAAUUGGCGAAGCUUCGAGGCCCUAACGACAGAAGUGUUAGCCAUUUAUUGAGGCGGGUGGUCGAUUUGAACCCCACCGAUCCAUACUACGGCACCACUUACGGACACUGGCUUUUAGACAAAGCUAAUUAUUUGGAGGCGAUGCGGUACUACUGGAGAUCAUUAAGGCUUUCACCGUCGCAUCGAUCCUCGAUGCAAGGCAUCAGUAAGCUCCUGAGGAAGUUUGGCCAAAAAUCAAGAUUAUUCCAACUUGUCACGAGAUGGCACACAAUACUGAGGAUUAAAAGAGGCGACUUCCUGCUGAGCCCUCCGGUGUACCUCCAAGGCUGGCAACUGAAAAGUGAGCUGAGCCACAAGGCUAAGGCCUACGACGUGUCUCCCGCCCUAAUGGAACCUUCAUGCGUGACCCCCUCAUCUAAAACUGACAACUACUCGUCCGGCGACCUGACGAACAAAUGGCAAAAGAACAAGAGGAACAAGACGAACGGCCCCCCCAAAGAGUGCAAGGUCCAGGAGAACAAAAUAGAGAAGCAACGCCGACCGUUGAUGGUCCACCACUUGUUGGACAGUGUAUGAAAGAGGAGCAAUAAUACAAUUGGAGCAAACAGAGUCCUUGUAAACAACGGAAUGUAACCAUAAGUUUAGCAUUUGUUGCCGUUCGUUUCGUUUGAAUUGUGGUUACAUUACUGAUUAAAAGCAAUUUGGAAAUGUUACAUUGAUGAGUUUUACUUUUUAUGUUAUUUUGGGUCACGUAAACUAAAAAAAAUUAUAAUUAUAGGUAGCAAGACUGAGUAACUGAGGCUUCUUAUUACAAUCGAAAGUAAAGCUUGCCAAAACCACACUAUUUGUAAUUAAUUAAAAGCAAUAUAAAAUAAAAAGUAAAACUUGCCAAAAAUUUAUAUUUUUAUAUUAACAAUUACGUUGAUAAGUUUUAAAAUUGAUUGAUAUAUAACAAAGAGGGUGUACAAGGAUAUUUUUCUACAUUGUAGAACGUGUAGAACGACGGAAUUGAUUUGAGUUUGUAGCCAGUUAAGCAUCUUUUGUACACUGUAUUCAUUAGCCUACUAAUUAAAUAGUUAAGCGAGUUGCUCACGCCACUUACUUACUUCAAACAUAAUAUUUUAUAAGCUGACAACAGUAUUAGUUUUGUGACAAAUUUAUUAUUACUAUCAAAGACCAUUGUUUAAUGAAUAAGUUUGAUGAAUUUUUGAUGUGUCCAGGGUACUAAAGUAAGGUCCAAAAUUUAAUAUUCUAAAAGUUUUCUUUCUUAUACUAUAUAUGAUAUUUUUUUAAUAAGUUCUAUUACAUUGUUCUACGAUUAAUAAUAACUAUUAGUACAAGAUCAAUGUCGUUGAUAAAAUAGGUUAAUAGAUAGUCUUUACCUACUUGUAAAAAAAAUAAAUGUCUCUGAAAUAAUACUUAUAAUGUAGUUAAUCGACAGAUAUCGAUAAAAUAAAAUAAUAAGGUUGUGUAGUAACAGUUGAAAUAUCGUACAAUUAAACAUAAUGGACUAAAUAAAUAAUAGUAAAUAUCAGCAUUUAUUAUUGCCAAUUUAAUUCCCACGUCCCGUUCCUUAAAUAAUCUAAAAACUAAUCGAUGAUGAAGAUUUUAUCUUAUUUAUUUAUUUAUAUGAAAGUUUGUUAAAAAUACAUACAUUAUCUGUUCACGUAGAUAGAUAUCGAAGAAAAUCUUUGGACAAAUGUUAAUAAUAAUGUUUACUCAGCUUAUAAAAUAUCCCCCAUCAGUAUUACGUAAAUUAAUAAUAAUGUAAGAACCAAAUCCGGUUGACAGUGUUAAAUAAAUAAAUGUAAAUAAUAAAAUCAGUAUUAAUUUUUAGACUAAGACUUCGACUUAUAAAUAUUUUAUAAGACAUUGUUGAUAACUAAGGUUCCAUAUACACAAUUUUAUAUUAUUACAUGUGAUCAAAUUGUGAAUGAAUUAGUUGAAUAUUAGCUUGCCGUACAUAAUUGUAAAUAGCUGGUUUAUCGGUUCGUUCGUUAGGUAUGUUAUUUAGGUACUUUAUUUGUAAGGGGCCAUUAACUCUGUAUACUAAAUAACCAUGCAACAACGUUUUUGUUCUAUAAAUGUAAAUUCCUUCUUUUAAACACUGUACAUUUAUUGAUUGUAUAGUUUUUUGAUAAUUAAUAAAGGUCAUUUAAUAUUUAA
This is a messenger RNA of Aethina tumida (small hive beetle), 4708 nucleotides long. RefSeq names its product protein O-mannosyl-transferase TMTC1-like. The record is from RefSeq and is a predicted model, not a curated record. Lineage: Eukaryota; Metazoa; Arthropoda; Insecta; Coleoptera; Nitidulidae. Gene Ontology annotation, molecular function: mannosyltransferase activity; protein binding. The transcript is spliced from 16 exons. Gene Ontology annotation, biological process: protein O-linked glycosylation via mannose. The coding region runs from base 785 to 3118 and encodes 777 amino acids.